Messenger RNA from Aspergillus ochraceoroseus IBT 24754, 2499 nucleotides. Its product is annotated as RFX family transcription factor. Lineage: Eukaryota; Fungi; Ascomycota; Eurotiomycetes; Eurotiales; Aspergillaceae. Gene Ontology annotation, molecular function: DNA-binding transcription factor activity, RNA polymerase II-specific; RNA polymerase II cis-regulatory region sequence-specific DNA binding. The record is from RefSeq and is a predicted model, not a curated record. The coding region runs from base 1 to 2499 and encodes 832 amino acids. The transcript is spliced from 3 exons. Gene Ontology annotation, biological process: regulation of transcription by RNA polymerase II.
AUGAGAUCGCGCUCCGAAACAGUUAUCUCGAGGAAUAGCCGUCGUCCAAGGUCGAGAGGCUCGACAGCUAGUAUCCAUUCCACGACAACCCAACAGACCCAAGAUCAGCAAAUCACCGAUGGCUUCUCCCAGUUCCUUCCGGCCCAGACCCCUGCGGGGCCCAAUGUAUUUGGUGGCAACCCUGAGGACAUCAUUAUGCGAUUUGGCCAGCAACUUUCCCAUCAGGUAAACGGCGCUUCCCUGGACCCAACUUUGCAGGACGCACAUCACGCUGUCAUCGCCAGGGCGGAAGACUUCCCGACUCAUGCCCUCCAUAGUCACCAUCUAUCUCAUCACUCGUUACAAGGGAUCCCUUCCCAUGGAUUGCCCAACGUUCCGAUUCCUCAGUACCAAAACAUGUACGACAGUGGGAUCGAGAACCACUUACCUGAGCAUCUACUUGAUGACAAUGAGGGCUCAGAGGCGGGCACGAAGAAGAAAAAGGGCUCCAGCUCCUCACUAGCUAACGAUAACGAGUUGCGAAAACUAUUACGACAGUACGAGGGAUACUCCUUGAAACAAAUGGCUGCGGAGGUUUUGAAGCACGAAGGGGCAGGAGGCAAGGCUGAAAAGGUCAAGCAAGUAUUCGCUAUGAUCUGGUUAAAGGAGAACUGCCGAAAGAGCAGCGGCUCGGUUCGACGCGAUCGUGUCUACUGUUGCUAUGCAGAAAAAUGUGGCACUGAGCGCGUUUCAGUCCUUAAUCCCGCAUCAUUUGGAAAGCUAGUCCGCAUCAUAUUCCCGAAUGUGCAGACACGUCGCCUGGGUGUUAGAGGAGAAUCAAAAUAUCAUUAUGUUGAUCUGACGGUGAUCGAAGAAAAGCAGCAGCAGCCACCACAAACGAAUCAGCAAAUACCAUCUCAUGACAACGCUACCACAGGGUCUGUGGAUAGUAGGGCCGGUGAUGUGAUGCAAAAGAGUGCCAGUGUACUAUCGCAGCCUACUGCAGACACUGCUUUAUUCCCUUCUCCUACCACUUCAUUCGCUCCGAAGGUUGCGACGACCUCGACAAGUUACGGGUGUGGAUGUCAAAUAAGCUCGGGAACUGAUGACUCUGUCAUCACUCUUGACAAUGUCGCCAGUCAUUCCGGAAAAUUAAUUCAUCAAAUGCUUCAGCUACCUACAACUGACAGUUCAUCCAUCGACACUGACUCGCUCCAGCUACCAGAUAUCAAUGACUAUCUACCCGCGAACACUGAUUCUAAGGUUGCUGCGGCUCUUGCCGCGCUUUAUCGGUCCCAUUGUAUCUCAGUAAUUGAUAGCUUCCGAUAUUGCAAAGAGCGAAACCUACUGCGGUACUUUUCCGCCUUCCAUGGCACUUUGACGGUUCCAGUGCAGAAGCUCUUGACACACCCUAACCUUGCCCCAUGGAUCAAAGAAUGUGAUUGGCUCAUGUACCAGAAAAUGAUCGCAUUCGUCGCUCCCCUUACAACACAGGUUGUCCCAAAGCUUGUCUUGGACGCGUUUAGCUCAAUCUCUCAGCGCCUGACCAGCCACAUUGCAGAUACAUUCAAGACACAACCUGUACACGUAUCUCUUGCAAGGCUAAUCCCGGCGCAUAUCUUUUGCAAUCUUCUGAAGCACAUGCUUGAUGUGAACCAGUCUGCCAAUGCGGCCGCUGCCUGGCUUUGCCAUCCCGACAACAGAAAUCAGAUGUGGUUUGACUUUAAAACACUGGUGGACCCGAAGGAGAUGAUUACCAAAGCAAAUAUCCCAAGCUGCGCUGAACAAGCAACAGAGCAAAUAUUGAAGCAUGAUGUCAAGGCACUUCUUACUCCUGUCACAGAUAUCAACCCCUCCACUUCGCAACCAUUUUUCACUCAGCCCGACACGAACGAAAGCAGUCAGGCGCACAGAUAUCCCGUGGAACCCGCCACUGGGGAAGAUUAUAAUUUCCCAGACAGAUGGGUCUCCUUUAUCCUGAAUAUUCCCUCUAUUUUCCCUCAACACCGUACGCAAUGCAUUAUCCAAAGGGUAGACGCUCUAUGGGAUUGCAUCCUCCGCCGACUAACGCUGGGAGGAGCCCAAAGCUUCAGUGCGUGGUGGAUGACCAAGGUCUUUUUCCAUGAAAUGAUGCUAUGGCAGGCGGAGAAAGGGGGAUUUAUGCGCUAUACUCCAAGCACAUUGCAGAAGGUGGGCUUAGACUUCGAUCAGUCCGGACCCAGCAGUCUCCUUCUGAAACCAUCUACUUCCAUUGACAACGAUGGGCCAUCUACGACAUCGGAGUCACAGCACGGAAACUCGCUAGACCAGCCACAGGUGGAAGUCGAAACGAACCUGAAUCACGUCGAAAAUGAGAAAUCCACUAAUAUGACCGAGAACCUUACGGGCUUCUCGGCCCCGAACCAUGAUGACAGCGCUAUUGACCUUGAUGACGACUCCAUGUUAAUGACUGUGGGUAAAUAUGGUGAUAUGAUGGCUUCUGACCCAGCAGAUGCUGAGGGAGAUGUCGUCGUUAUAUGA